Messenger RNA from Charadrius vociferus (killdeer), 1587 nucleotides. It is a transcript of the gene ODF2L, whose product is annotated as outer dense fiber of sperm tails 2-like. Bases 1 to 1587 code for a protein of 528 amino acids. The record is from RefSeq and is a predicted model, not a curated record. Gene Ontology annotation, biological process: negative regulation of cilium assembly. NCBI's taxonomy places the organism in Eukaryota, Metazoa, Chordata, Aves, Charadriiformes, Charadriidae. Gene Ontology annotation, cellular component: ciliary basal body; centrosome. The transcript is spliced from 14 exons.
AUGGAACUUGCACAGAAACCCGAUGGAGUGAAGAACUUAAACAGCAAAAACAUGGACACGUUGGUGCAGAAGUUAAGUGAAAAUGAAACUCAAAAUACUAAUCUCAGGAGAAAAAUACUUGAAAGGGAGAAACAUGUUAAAGAACUUUCAUCCAGGCUUCAGCUUGAAAAAGUCAAUAUACAGAAAGAAGACCACCUGUCGAGAUCCGUAAAAGCAGUACAAGCUCACCUGCAAUGUCAGAUUCAAAGAAAAGAAAUGGAAAAUGAUGAAUUAAAAGUGAAAAUACAGACUCUAGAAAAGACAAUAGCGGGGUGGAAGCUUCAAGUUGGUGAAUACAGGCACCAGAUGUUAGCCUUACGAGAAACAAGUGAGCAAAAGAAGACUGCUCUAAAAAAAGCAAUCAAGUCCCAGAAACAAAGAGCUGAAUGCUUUGAAACAGCUGUGGAAAAUUUAACCUCCAGAAUAAGAGAACACGAAGUCAAACUGUCUGAGAUACUGUCAGCUUCUGAUGUCUGGAAAAGCCAGCAUGAUAGAAUGGUUGAAGGAAAGACCACAUUAGAAAUUCAAAGAGAAGAUCUUAAGAAGCAGAUCACAAGCCUUUUGGAAGCCCUGAAAAGAAAGGAGGAAUGGAGAAGAAAUUCAGAUGAGGAAAUUUUUGGAAAGCUAAAAUCUGUUAACUCUGAAAAUGAAAAGAUUUGCCUUGAAAAUGAGAAAUUAAAGGCUUACCUUGCUACAUUAGAAAACAGUACUGUUUCUGUUGAAAAUGAGCUGCUAAAUCUGCAAGCAAAGGCAAAGCUGCAGGAAAAUCUUGUUGAAGAGUACAAAAAUCAGGUACAAAAAUUACAAACAGCAGUAGAAGAAUUGAAAUCCAGAUGUGGAAUAGUCUUAAAUGAAAGCAAAAGAAUAACAGAAAACAAAUGCUUAGAAGUAGAUAAGGUAAGUUUUGCAUUAAAGCAGUUAGAACAUGUUUGUGACUUGCUGAAAGCAGCUGAAGAAAAGCAGCAAGGAUAUCAGGAAAAGCUUGUGUCCUGGGAAAGGAUCCAUGCACAGAAAUGCAAAACCCUUCAGGAGCUGCAGGUUCAGGAGGAAGACAGUGUAACUUCCAUGGGCAGUCAUUCCUUAGGAGAAGAAAACCAUAACAUUCAGAAGAAAUAUGAAGAUCUUAAAAGGCAAUUAGAAAAGAUGGAAUUUCAAAAUGAAGAACUUGCUUGUCGGCUCAAAAAAGAAGAUGAGAGUCUUCAGUGCAGUAAAUUGCAGCUUGAAGAGAAAAUUACAGAAUAUAAUGGAUUAACCAGACAACUGGAAUCUGCUUUGGAAGAAGGGAAAAAAAUGGUAGCUGAAGAACUGGAAAAAAUGUCAUGUAAAGAACAAGCCCUUCAGACAAAAAUGUUAGUUCUUGAAACUGAAGUGAGAGAGGGGCAAGAAGAGAAAAAACAACUCCUCUGCAUAUUUCACCAUGAUGAAAAGCACCAUGAAGUACGUUUGAAAGAGCUGGAGAACAGCCUACAGAAGUCAGAGAACAAGAACCGGAGCAUCCAGAAUUAUGUACAGUUUUUGAAAGCUACAUACAUAACAAUGUUUGGCUGA